Molecule: messenger RNA, 1883 nt
Organism: Struthio camelus australis
Lineage: Eukaryota; Metazoa; Chordata; Aves; Struthioniformes; Struthionidae
Gene: SLC19A1
Product: solute carrier family 19 member 1
Biological process (GO): folate transmembrane transport
Cellular component (GO): basolateral plasma membrane; apical plasma membrane; plasma membrane
Molecular function (GO): folic acid binding; folate:monoatomic anion antiporter activity
Source: RefSeq, a predicted model, not a curated record
CCCCUGUAACAAAUGGGGGCCAGAAAGUAAUCCAAUCAGCUAAUGGACUGUGGGGCGCACCACGGCAUUAAAUCAAUAGAGGGGAGACAAGGAGACAGCCCUGCGCAAAACGCAGCAUCUCCCCUGGGAGAUCACCGCGCCGUGCCUGGAGAAACCAAGAAACUGCGGCGGCGUGGACAUCGAUGUGUCGGCAAGCGCUUGCAGCCAGAGAGGAGCUGCCUGGCCUGGCAGAGCUCGUCUAUCUGACUGUCCCCUGGAGAAAGCUGCUGUCCCACUGAAGGGCUGCUCAGGCAGCUGGCAGAGCCAUGUCCAAGAAGGAUGAUGGUGCCAAGAAGGAUGAUGGUGCCAAGAAGCCUGCCUCAGAGGCUGCGCCAGACCAGCGCUGGAAACUCCAGGUCUUCUACCUGUGCUUCUACGGGUUCAUGACGCAGAUCCGGCCUGGAGAAAGCUUCAUCACCCCCUAUCUACUGGGCCCUGAGAAGAACUUCACAGAAGUGGAGGUGACCAACGUGAUCACACCGGUGCUGACAUACUCCUACAUGGCUGUGCUGGUGCCCAUCUUUCUGCUGACAGACUACCUGCGCUACAAGCAGAUGCUGGUGCUGCAGAGCUUGAGCCACAUCUCCAUCUGGUUGCUCCUCAUUCGUGGCACCUCUGUGUUCGCCAUGCAGCUCAUGGAGUUCUUCUACAGUGUCACCAUGGCUGCCCGCAUCGCCUACUCCUCCUAUAUCUUCUCCCUCGUCGCCCCAUCUCGCUACCAGCGCAUGGCCAGCUACUCCCGAUUCUCUGUUCUCAUGGGCGUAUUUGCCAGCUCAGUGCUGGGGCAGCUCUGUGUCACAUUGGGUGACGUCUCCUUCCUCACGCUCAACUAUGUCUCCCUAGGCUUCAUGAGCUUCAGCCUCAUCCUCACACUCUUCCUGGAGCGGCCCAAGCGCAGUCUCUUCUUCAACCGGGUGGAGGCAGCUUGCAACGGGGCUGCAACAGAGAUGGACAAGAUGGCCAAAGGGGGCGGUGAGGGGACGCGGCGCUGGCGCGAUGCGAUCCUGUGCCGCAUGCUGCGGGAGCUGGGCACAGUGGCCAAGCAGCCACAGCUCCGGCUCUGGUCCCUUUGGUGGAUCUUCAACUCAGCCGGCUACUACCUGAUGCUGUACUAUGUGCAGAUCCUCUGGAACGAGAUCUACCCUGCCAGGGACAACCGCAGUGUGUACAACGGAGGGGUGGAUGCUGCGUUCACGUUGCUGGGGGCCAUUGCCUCCUUUGCAGCUGGCUACGUGAAGCUCCGCUGGACGCUGUGGUCCGAGCUGGUGAUCGGGGCUGUGACAGCCUUCCAGGCAGGGCUGCUGUUGCUCAUGAACACCACCAGCAACAUCUGGCUGUGCUAUGUUGCCUACGUGCUCUUCCGCAGCUCCUACCAGUUCCUGGUGCCCAUCGCUAUUUUCCAGAUUGCUACCUCUCUUUCCAAAGAGCUCUGCGCCCUUGUUUUUGGGGUCAACACCUUCUUCGCCACUGUGCUGAAGACUAUCAUCACCAUUAUUGUGGCUGACAAGAGGGGCUUGGGCCUCUCUGUGCAUCCUCAGUUUUACGUGUACUUCGGCUACUUCACGUUGCUGGCAGUGGCCUACCUGCUGGCAGCCGUUGUUGUGGGCAUCCGGCACAGCCGCCACAAGCAGCCCGCGGAGCUGGCCUUCACCAAGGAGCCGAGCCAGCCCGCUGCAGAUGUUCCAGUGAAGGAGAAGAGCCUGGAGGCAGGCGCUGUGCAAGCCUGAGCACCAGCCCCACGUCCCCACUGUGCCUGGCCGGGCUUGGUGCUGAGGAGGGCUGCGCACCAUGCUGGCUCCCUUGGUGCAGCAGUGGGCCCCAUGGCCCCAUUGCUAGCCCCCGCC